Molecule: messenger RNA, 4869 nt
Organism: Seminavis robusta
Lineage: Eukaryota; Bacillariophyta; Bacillariophyceae; Naviculales; Naviculaceae
Source: the annotation of a GenBank genome assembly
GCUGGCAAUGCUUCAAUAGCAAUAGAGAGCAAGAGUGUUUCUUGUUGCUUUUCAUCUUCCCAAAGAUCCGAGGCUCGCCGUUAUUUGUAUCUUUCACAAAACCCGUGAUUGGAUCAUGACGUCAGUCACAUGAUCUAACUUCUACUACUGGUAUAAGAGAGCACGUUCGUCGACAAGUCCUCAAACUGCAAACCAGAAGUGAUCCUUCAUCCUUGAAGGAGCUUUCGUUCUGUUCUGAAGGCAAGGGCGGUACAUGUACAGGUCGUAAGAUGGCAGGGGAUAGCAGUGUCCCAACAAUAGCCACCAGCAUGGCAAAUUCUAGCGCCUCAUUGGAGCAGAUGGAGUCGGAUCAGCAGGAGACAAUCGAUGGACUCAAUGAGAGAAAGAAAGACCUAAUAGAGGAACCAGAUACAAGUACCAACCCCGACACAGCGAUUCCGAACAAGUAUAAGCACAUUCUUCCCAAAGACUACAAACCCGGAAUUUUUGAUUUUGUGAUUGGUCGCGAUGCACCGAUCAAACAACAUGCUGGUAAUUUUUGGGUGUACCAACAAAUUCGCGCCAUUGCAGAGGACUAUGUUCGCGGCGACAAAACUCGCAAGUUCCUGCUAGUGAAUCAGUUGGUCCAUCAAGUUCUUGAAAAAUCUCCCAACGCUGGAUUUGUCAUUCUCGAUAUUGUCUCCGGCAGGUGGUAUGCCGUGGAAGAGUAUCAGGCUCGUGCUGGAGUCUCUCAGGUGAUUCAUGAAUAUCUCGACAACGACUACAACAACAAGACUAGUCGUCACCAAGAGCAACAGCGGGAGUCGAAAACUGUCCCUCCAAGUCCAAGUCCAACCCCAGCAACAAUUACCAGUGCUCAUGCUGGUACAGAUAGCACUUCCAAUGAGACAACCCAAAGCAAUCAGCAGAAAACGCCAAAGAGCUCGCUAAAGUAUCCCAAGGGAACGAAAGUACGGAAACACUUUCCGGAAUUUGGUUGGUUCCGAGGGAGAGUGAUGGACUUCAGUGGAGAGAACUAUUAUGUGAUAUAUGAAGAUGGCGAUGCAGAAGAUCUAUCAGAAGCAGAGCUGGAGAAAGUAUUGGAUGAGAACUCAUCGUCACAACAAGAACAGCCCACAAAUCCAGAACAGCAGAAGCAUCAAUCUGCAGCUACUGCUGGUGUAACACCAACUAGAAACAAUUCCAAGGAGGCGGUGCGUACCAGCGACAACGCAGACAAGAAUGACAAGGAAGACGAAGACUAUGUUGAUCAACUAGAAGACGAAAUAGACGAAGACAAGGCCAUGGAAGAGGCGAUCCUCAGAACUCUCCAACCAUCAUUGCACGAACAGCAGAACAAUCCAGAACAGCAGCAACGGCAACAACAUGCUACAGUUGACCCAGCGAAAGCAUGGCUGGAUGGAUUUGAUUACAUACUCAAAUUCAAAGACUGCCAUGGACACAUGAACAUCCCACCUUGGGGUCAACAUCGAGCGUUGCACCUGUGGAUACAAAAGCAGGUCAAUGCAUAUCAUGAGGGCAACUUGACUCCUCAACAGCAACUCUGUAUUGGAGACAUUGGGGUGCUUGAAACCUUCACAUACAGAUCCCUCGAUGACUGUGAGAAUUCAAUAACAACAGCAACAACAACAGCAAAGCAUAUCUCCAAAACAGUGGAUGCACAGAACAAACCAAUCAGCACUACUCUCAACGACCGUCCUAAAGGUGACAACACACUCCAAGAGCCACAACCGCAGCCACAACAAAAGCAAUUGCAGAGAAUAGGAAUAGAAAACCAAAAUCGUUCAAUGCAGCGGCAAAUGCCAGUUACCAAUGGUCAUGCCAACAGCCAGGGAAGUCUAGUAAAUGAUAGGCAAAGCCUUCCCCAGAUGCAACCACACUACCAACAGCAAGUGCCGCCACAACAACGAGGAGGGGGAUCCUCUUGCGCCAUUGCCGGUAAGAACCAACAGAAUCACAGCCACAACGCACAAAACCAACCUCACAUACAGCCAACCGAAGCAAGGCGCGCUGUGAACAAUAUGCAACAGCUUGUCUUGCAGGAUCAAAUGAGGCGGGAACCAGAUACGAGAGAAACAUAUCUCAAUCGUCUGGAAGCAAUCCGGCAAUGGAGCACCCAGACCACGGAUGGUCAAGUCCAGCGUCAAUGUCAGUUGCAACAAGAGCACCCAAUGGUCCUCAAUGGUGAAAGCAACAACGAAAAUAGCCUUGGUCAUCGCGAAGGCCCACAGCAACAAGCUUUCAUGGCCCAGCAACAGCAGCAAAGACAACUUGUGCAACACUUGGCAAAGGUGGUGCAACGACAACAGCAGCGCAUCCAAGAGCUUACUGCCGCACGGAACAAUGAACAGCAACAACAACAGCAGCUGGCCAAUAAACAUAUGCAAACUUGCGCAACCGCAGCAAGGUUGCAGGAACAAUUGAAUGCAACAACUCAGCAACAAAAACAGCAAGUCAAAGAGCACCAAGAAGCACUUGCAACCACAUUAAUGGCUGCCAAUGUGAUUAACAGCAUGAAAGCGCAACUUCAAGAGCAAGGGAAACAACUUCGAUCUCAUGAACAGGUCAUUUUCCAAAUGGGAUCGCUCAUUGGGGCGAUUGCUGGAGAUGUAAAACAACUCAAAGAGCACGCGACAGUCAGCACCACGCAAGGCCUGCCUUUGGCUGGUGUCAGAGCUAUGGCGCAGAACCACGGUCAGUCUGGUACAAAUGCGGUGCAAUCAAGAAACAAGCAGCAUGACAAUACUGCAAGAGUCCAAGCUGGAGCCAAACGAAGAGAGGAAUCGUUUGACACAGGUGCGGUGGCGUCACCGAAACGACAACGACUUUACGACCAGGCCUUGCGGGCUGGUGGGGACGGCCAACUAGUGGCCGAGUUGGCUAUGUUGUUGGACAAUGAAAACGACAAGAAACUACCCGCGAACAGUGGGCGGGAGUCAUCCUUUAAUAGUGACAACAGUGAGGAAGUGGAGGCAGUUGUGGAGAUGGAUGGAAGAGUUGUCAUUUGAAUCUUCAAUCGACGCUCUCGUUUGGUUUGUUCCCAGUCUGUUGUGUACAGAGCACAAUAAAUAGUCAGGUCUCUGUAACUUGACCGCGAUUAUCCCACUAAUAGCAUGGAUUCUGGCCAGUGGGAGGCAUCUUGCCCCUCGAAUCCAGAACGCGCGCACCUCGGUACCGCUAGACCCCUUGUAUUGUACCGUAUGCUGCGUUGCCAGACACCGUUCCACGUUGCCUCUCCCCCAUCACCACCACGCGAACCAACCCCUUGUAGCUUCUCUCUCGGUGGAGUCUUGAUCCUGCCUUUCAACGUCCUGACAAAUGUAUUUCGCAUCUGGGUGAGCACUUUCCUCGUCAGCCGCUGCUGCAAGGUAUUCAUGGGCAAAGAUGGUGGUCAUGCGAUCCCGAAAAGGCUUCACUUGCAGAAUCAUCAGGGUGAGUUCCGUGAGUCUAGCCCUUACCAAGUUGUUUGUGUCUUCGUGCUUGCUGUUCUCGUUGGUGGGGUGGUUCCGGAGAGAUGCCUUCUGCACUUCCGUGGGAUCUUUGGUAUUGGAACAGAUCAAGGCCACAAUGCUUUCAACGUUGCUUUCCUUGGCAACGUUCUUUUUACAAAGGAGGCGUUUGACCUCUAUGACUUUGGGAAACAGGAGAGCAGCGACGUUGUCCAGGGGUGGCCGUUGAGAUUGCUUGCAGAGAGUCCCAUCAAUCUUCCACGAUAUAUCCUUUGGCUUCUUUGCUUCUGGGUCAUGAACGGUGUCCACAAGAACGGUCAAGACAGCAAUGGCGGGGAUUGCUUGGAAAAUGGAUGGAUCCAUGCAUUCCACCUGUUCGAUUGUUAUCCAUCCCUUCUCCAACAAAUCAAAUGUAGUCUGAAUGCACUGCUUCGCAAAUCGAUCCCAAUAGGCAUUGGUCGCCAUUCUACGUUCACCCCCGGUGAUUGUUCUGGCGGUUGUCCGCUGAGGGUUGUCAACGUUUUUGUAUGGAUUGGUCUCCGGAAGACACGGGAUAGCACUGAUCGAUCGCUCAAGCCCAAAGAUAUCCCAAGUGUCGAUUUCAUGAAGGAGAACAAGGGGUUCAUACAACCCUGCAACGAAGCCAUGUUGGACCAAGACAGGAGGAACCCUAAAUGCAAUCAAAGUGCCUUUCAAGAUGGCCGAUCCUGACUGGACCAAGACUGCAAUCGGCGCAACAAUAAUUGUAGCUCCAACAUAGUAGACCACUUGACAACAAAGAAAGGGAUCCCUUGGGCCAAGCCUGGACAAACUCUCAAAACAAACCGCCCACCUGGAAAGGUAACCAGGAACAAUCUUGACUAUGGUAAUCCACAUUGACCCGAUGAGGCAAGCCGGCAAAGACACCGCCAACAGCACCAUGGACCCCAGAAGAUUUAUCCGCCACCGAACGAUUCCAUAAGUCUCUCCUUCCCAAUUCAACGGAACUCCCAUCGGUUGCUGCAGAUCUGUAAAAUCUGCCUGCUUUCGAUUGUAUCUUGCCAUGGCACCGUUAAAGUCGAAUCCUAGCAAUCCAUCUGUGGUAGUGAAUAUCAUUAACAAUGUGGAGAAGAACAACCAAACAGAAAAUGCAACGUUGGCAAUGGGCAGCAUGAACAGGGCCAAUAUCUUGAAAUCCCAUUCCAAAGAGACGUUGGACAACACAAUCUUUGCCAAACAGUAAAGGUUAACGGGGAAUCGGACGAGGGUGAUGAGGAAGAUGGCGACGGCAAACAAAAUGAAACUUAGCGGCCAGAGGAGGAGAAGUAGGAUCAUGCCGCAUGCGCAGAGUGGUAUCAGCACUGGUGCCAGAGGUAGCAGCGCACAGCAACAACAGAGGGCCAGAGGGCAACAAAUUUCCCAUGUGUUGGUGAUGGUUGCA